Benincasa hispida (wax gourd) is the source of this 3891-nucleotide messenger RNA. Its product is annotated as putative disease resistance protein RGA4. Gene Ontology annotation, molecular function: protein binding; ADP binding. NCBI's taxonomy places the organism in Eukaryota, Viridiplantae, Streptophyta, Magnoliopsida, Cucurbitales, Cucurbitaceae. The record is from RefSeq and is a predicted model, not a curated record.
UAUUUCAUCAAAACGCGUGAGAAAUUCAAUAAUCUGUAAGCCCUUCAUUGGUUGUUAUUUUUAAAGAUUAAGCAAUUAUCCAUCUUAGCAGAUUUGGGCCACGGGGGAACCAAAAGGGGUCUUUUAGGUCGGGGCGGCAAGUCAACACGUGUGAGCUGGCAAAAAUGAAAAAAAGAAAUUGGUGAUAGAAAAGAGGGAGCAGUUUGUAGUUGGUAUGAAUUUACUUUUAAUCCGUCGAUUAGAGAAUCCAGGUGGAAUAAACAUUCCUAAGAAAAAUCCCAGAAAGCAUAUCCCAAUAAUUUUCCCACCUGAAAUCAAACCAUGGCUGAAGCAAUUCUCUUCGAUAUUGCUGGGGAGAUCUUGAUGAAGCUAAGCUCUCAAGCUUUCCAGCGGCUUGGGAUGCUAUUUGGGCUGAAGGAUAACCUUAACAAACUCACAGCCACAGUUUCAACCAUUAAGGAUGUGCUUCUUGAUGCAGAAGGGCGUCAAACUAAAGGUCACUUGCUGGAGAAUUGGCUCCAAAAGCUGGAAGAAGCUCUUUAUGAUGCGGAGGAUGUGCUUGAUGAACUAUCUACGGAGGCUCUUCAUCGAGAAGUGAUGACUAGAGAUAAAAAUGCAAAACAAGUAAGGAUCUUCUUCUCCAAAUCUAAUCAGAUUGCAUUUAAUUAUAGUAUGGCUCGUCAAAUAAAGAAAAUUUGGGAGAGGCUAGAUGCAAUUGAUGCUGAAAAAAAGCAAUUUCAUUUGCAUGAAAACUGUGAAUCAAAGGCUCGAUACGGUUCGUUUGAUCAAAUAAUGACCGGAAGGGAAUCUUGGUCUUUUUCAAAUGGAGAGGAAGUGAUUGGAAGGGAUGAUGAUAAGAAAAAAAUAAAGGACCUUUUAUUGGAUGUGAAUAUGAAUGUCACGCACAAUGUUUCAAUCGUUGCAAUAGUUGGGAUGGGUGGAAUAGGCAAGACAACCUUGGCUAAAUCUCUCUACAAUGAUGAAAAGUUAUCAAAAUAUUUUGAGUUAAAAAUAUGGAUUUGGGUUUCUGAUCAAUUCGAGAUAAAAGCAGUAGUGAAAAAAAUAAUAGAAUCAGCCACCAAAAGCAAUCCACAUGUAAUGGGAAUGGAAGCUUUACAAGCAGAGCUUCAAAAAGUGAUCGGGGGAAAGAAAUAUUUGCUAGUUAUGGACGAUGUAUGGAAUGAAAGUGAAGAAAAAUGGCAUGGAUUGAAACCUCUGUUGAUGAGUGGUGCGAAAGGGAGUAAGAUUUUGAUCACAAAGCGUGAUAGAAAAGUAGCUGCAGAAAUUGAAAGCAUGACUUCUUUAUUCUCUUUAGAAGGCUUACCAGAGAGUAAAUCUUGGUCAUUAUUUAGUAAAGUGGCAUUUAAAGAAGGGAAAGAGCUUGAAAAUCCAAACUUGAUACAGACAGGAAAAGAAAUUUUAAUGAAAUGUGGGGGUGUUCCUCUCGUAAUAAGACACAUUGGCCGCUUGCUAUACUCUAGAACUACAGAAGAAGAGUGGAUGUCUUUCAAGGAUAAUGAACUUUUAGAAAUCAUUCAGCAAGACAAUGACAUGACAUCAGUAUUAAAAUUAAGCUAUAACCAUCUCCCACCAAAUUUGAAGCAAUGUUUUGCCUAUUUAUCCUUGUUUCCCAAACGAAAGAGCUUAAAAAUAAAUGAUUUGAUUAGACAAUGGAUGGCUCUGGGAUUUAUAGAAACAUCAAAUGGAAGUAAAUCCAUGGAAGAAACAGGAAAGGGCUACUUCAAGGAAUUAUGUUGGAGGUUUUUUCUGGAAAAUUCUAUGAAUGAGUGUAACUUUGACAAUGAUGUCCACAUGCAUGAUGUGAUGCGUGAUCUUGCAACAAAUGUAGCAGGAAAGAAAUAUGUACGUGAAAAUAUCAAUUGUGAUUAUGCUUUCAGUGAAAAAACUCGUCAUGUUUCAUUUGACUGUAAAAUAAAAUCAUGGUCAGAUGUUCUAUCCAAAUUACACAAGGCAAAAGGAUUAAGAACUUUCCAGCUAUUCUCAUCCAAUUUUGAAUAUGAAAAGAAGAAUGAGAUCAAUGAAGCUAUUUUGGAUGAAGUAUUUUCCAGUUUUCCACGUUUGCGAGUGCUUGGUCUUAAUAACUCAAAUAGUCCCAUGGUGCCAAAUUCUAUAAGAAGGCUUAGACAUCUUCGAUAUCUAGACCUCUCCGAAAAUAAUAUGGAAUCACUUCCAAAUUCUAUCACUGAAUUGCGAAACUUGCAAACACUAAAUCUAAUGUACUGUGGAGAUCUAAAGGAAUUGCCAAGGGACACCAGCAAUCUUGUUAAUCUUAGGCAUCUAGAUUUCAAUACUUCUAUCUUAACCCAUAUGCCAGAAGGGAUGGGGAAGUUGAGUUGUCUACAGACACUAAGUUAUUUUGUGUUGGACUGCAAAAGGUCUAAUCAGCUGAGUGAACUGGAUGUGCUGAUCCAUUUAAAUGGAUAUUUAAGAAUCAUAGGUUUAGAGCAAUUGAGGAGUGAAUCAGAAGUCAGCUUAGUAAACCUAAAAGACAUAAAAGGCUUGAAGAAACUGGAACUGGAAUGGAAACUGAGUGGAGACGAUCAAGAAUAUGAAGGUGAGAAUGAUGAAACUGCAAUAAUGGAAGGCCUAGAACCACAUCCAAAUAUUGAAUCCUUGCACAUUGACGGGUACAGUGGAGUAGGAUUACCCAAUUGGGUGGUGUCCACCUCGCUCUCGAAGUUAACUAACAUUGUAAUACAUAAAUGCCAUAGAUUGCAACAUCUAUCUCAAAUGGGCCAUCUUCAGGCACUCACAUUUCUAUAUUUGGAUGACAUGAGAUCUCUCAAGUUCAUAGACAAGAAUGAACCAUCCUUCUCAUCCUCUUUCCCAUCUCUCAAGCUUCUAAUUAUCGAAAACAUGCCUAAUUUGGAGGGAUGGUGGGAAUUAGGGAACACUCAAAAAAAUUGGUUGCCUCUAACAUUUCCUAAGCUUAUUUCCCUGCAUAUCUCUGGAUGUCCUAUGUUUAGUUUCAUGCCCAAGCCAGCUUCCACUGGAGCAGUUGUGUUUUUAUGUGAUGCGAGUGUUCAAUUGAUUACUAUAUUAGGUCCAUUGUGCAGUUUGGAAAGCCUAACACUAGAAGAAAUUAAGGAUCUCAAAUAUCUAGAAAUCAUGGAAUCUCAGCAAAACCUCGAUUCUUUGCCUAUACGACUUCGACAUUUGAGAAUAAGGAAAUGCUUGAAUUUGAUGAGUUUACCUGAAUGGAUUGGCAUCCUCACUUCGCUCGAGGAGCUGGAGAUCAUGGAAUGUCCGAAAUUGAAAUCAUUGCCGGAGGGAAUGCAGAAACUGGAAUCUUUGAGAAGCUUUUUGAUCGGUGGGUGCCCUGAAGUAGAAGAAAGAUGCAAGCAAGGAGGAGAGGAUUGGGCUAAGAUUGCGCACAUUCCCCAUUUCGAGCAAUUUCUUCUCGACAACUAAGGAGAUGAAGAUCCCAUCCAUACGAAUUCUGUACGCACUUUCCCACAGGUCUUGUUCAUACAAUCCCUUUCCUUCAUAUCUCUAUUAUAUAUGUUAAUUCUUGAUUACACUAUAAAAAUAUUUUGGAAUUUUUCAAAAUGCCCCACAGGUCGGGAAAAAAAAGUUAAAAUUAAUAAUUGGUUUGUGAAUUUUAAAUAUUGCAUCUAUUCAAGUGUAUAAAGUUCCAAUUACCUUCUUAAACAUUGAUCGAGUACAAAGAUGUUAACAUAGCCAAAUGUUGUUUAAUUGGUUAGGCACGAAUGUUGAAGCCACAUCUUAGUUAUACUAGUUGUACGAAUAUUGCAUGUUUACUUGCAUCAUUCACUUCAUACUUUGCAAUGAACUCAAUUCAUGAGCCUGCAGGUUCACAAGUAUUUGGGGUGUUUUGAGCUAUCUUCUAACAUCAUGAUUCAAGCCAAA